Neolamprologus brichardi is the source of this 1096-nucleotide messenger RNA. The record is from RefSeq and is a predicted model, not a curated record. Lineage: Eukaryota; Metazoa; Chordata; Actinopteri; Cichliformes; Cichlidae.
AACUCUUGCCUUUGACCCUCGACCGUGGCCUCUGCCAAUCACACAUUGCUGCGUCAGUGAGAGGUUACAGCACUCUGCACCAUUAGUUUCUGUUCAUAUCACAGUGAUGGAGACUGGCCUCCCACCUUAAACUCAAACCAGCUUGAUAAACAUUAUUCCAGCAGUUAGUGUCACUGCUGAAUCCUAUGAAGAGGUUGGAGCACAAUUUCAUUCAUGUGGAUUUACAGCUGUAGCAGCAUCUUUGACACUUUGUGUUAAAAAACAACAACUUAAUUAUUACAAUGUAUCUUUUCCCCUGCAUAAAACAAAGAAUGUUAAAUAAAGCAACAUUAACCUCCUCCUUCCAGGUGUGAUCGGUGCUGAUGUGAAAGGUUUUCAUUUGCCCUGUGAGGGUCAGCCGAUCACUGCACGCAUGGCGCUGAUCUGUGGAACGUCAACUUGUCACAUGGCGAUCAGUGAGCAGCCUCGGUUUGUGCCAGGAGUGUGGGGGCCCUACCUAUCUGCCAUGGUGCCUGGACUGUGGCUCAACGAGGGAGGGCAGAGUGUGACAGGAAGGCUGAUUGACCACAUGGUGAAAGGUCACACUGCAUAUACCCAGCUCCAGGAAGAGGUUCAGCAGAGGCUUCCUUUUGCUGGCGAGAAUAUCUACAGCUACUUGAACAACCAUUUGAGUUCGAUGGCCAACUCCUGCUCUGCUGUCGAUCUGCUGGGGUCCAGUCUUCACGUGUGGCCGGACUUUCAUGGAAACAGGUCGCCCCUGGCUGACCCAACUUUGAAGGGCAUGGUAGUUGGACUCUCUUUGUCCCAGACCUUGGAUGACUUGGCCCUUCUCUACCUGGCCACCAUGCAAGCCCUCGCUCUCGGUACACUUCAUAUUCUGGAGGCCAUGAAAGAAGCAGGGCAUGAAAUCAGAACCCUCUUCCUGUGUGGUGGAUUGAGCAAAAACAACCUGUUUGUACAGAUUCAUGCUAAUACUACAGGAGGAAGGGAGCAGAGGGGGCAGAGCCCCAUGGUGGCUAGCCAAGGGGAAGGGACGGAAAGAGAAAGAGAGGAGGAGGAUCUGAGACACCGAGAAGGAAUGGUGAAAAGGAUAUGA